AUGGUGCCCAAGAAGAAGAAGUCCGGCCCUUCGGCCCAUCCAUCCACCUCGAGGGCUCCAUUGCCCGUAGCCUCUAAUGCUGCGGGGGAUGCGGAGACGAGCGAGGACGUGAGUGCUGCUGGGGGCCUGGCUGGAGCAGGUGGCGCCAUCACCGCUCCCCCUGCGGCCCACACGGGGGCUGGGGAUGUCGGAGGAGAACAACAUCAGCAGCUUCUCGAUGGUCAUGCUCCACGAGGUGCAGAUGAGGGGGUCACUCUGCUCGCUCCCCCUCCUCCCACCAGCGGGCACAGCCGCAGCACCGACGCUCGGUCCAGGGCGAGCCAUCGUCCUCCAGCCGACCCCGCCACGGGGGUGGUCACGGCGCAUGUGCCUCCUCCCGGGCGAGCCGACCAGACCGCCGCGCCCAAUGGAGCCACCAACCCUCGAGCACCACUGCCGCGCAACCCCGCUGCCCAAGUGGACGUUCCACAGCUGCGUGGAUGCGGCACUACCACCGUCGCUGCCGGUGGCACCAUCAGGAGCCAGGCGACAGUGCGGUCGACGUCAUCAACAUCUAUGCCAAGCACAGCUACGAAGGCCAUGGCGCGAGCUCAGCUACUACUGAGGUUUCCGCCGGCAGCCGAGCAGAUGGAUGAAUGGCGUGCCACCAUCCAGAGCUUGCUCGGUUUCGCUGAGGUUGGGGGCUCGCGAUGA
Molecule: messenger RNA, 693 nt
Organism: Aegilops tauschii subsp. strangulata
Lineage: Eukaryota; Viridiplantae; Streptophyta; Magnoliopsida; Poales; Poaceae
Source: RefSeq, a predicted model, not a curated record